Cavia porcellus (domestic guinea pig) is the source of this 2227-nucleotide messenger RNA. It is a transcript of the gene Ahcy, whose product is annotated as adenosylhomocysteinase. Gene Ontology annotation, molecular function: adenosylhomocysteinase activity. Gene Ontology annotation, cellular component: cytosol. The transcript has 10 exons. Gene Ontology annotation, biological process: L-methionine cycle. The coding region runs from base 181 to 1479 and encodes 432 amino acids. Lineage: Eukaryota; Metazoa; Chordata; Mammalia; Rodentia; Caviidae. The record is from RefSeq and is a predicted model, not a curated record.
CCACACCUCAGCCCCCGCCGCAGGACUCAUGAAUAUGCAAGCAACAGGAACAUAUUUAAAGACGCCGGUGGCACGCUCUGAUUCCUGCACCACGCCGCCCACCCACCCGGUACCAUUCCUUAUUCUGAGGUUUGGCCUCUUUCGCCCGAGUCCAUCACUGUGUGCGGAAGUGUCGCCAGCAUGUCUGACAAACUGCCCUACAAAGUCGCGGACAUCAGCCUGGCUGCCUGGGGACGAAAGGCUCUGGAUAUCGCAGAGAAUGAAAUGCCAGGCUUGAUGCGCAUGCGGGAGAUGUACUCUGCCUCCAAGCCAUUGAAGGGUGCCCGCAUUGCUGGCUGUCUGCAUAUGACCGUGGAGACUGCUGUUCUCAUCGAGACCCUGGUUGCCCUGGGUGCUGAGGUGCAGUGGUCCAGCUGCAACAUCUUCUCCACGCAGGACCACGCGGCUGCUGCCAUCGCCAAGGCUGGCAUCCCAGUGUACGCUUGGAAGGGUGAAACAGACGAGGAGUACCUGUGGUGCAUCGAGCAGACUUUGUACUUCAAGGAUGGGCCCCUCAACAUGAUUCUGGAUGAUGGCGGUGACCUUACCAACCUCAUUCACACUAAGUACCCACAGCUUUUGUCGGGCAUCCGAGGCAUUUCUGAGGAAACCACGACUGGGGUCCACAACCUAUACAAGAUGAUGGCCAAGGGGAUACUGAAGGUGCCUGCCAUCAAUGUCAAUGACUCUGUCACCAAGAGCAAGUUUGACAACCUCUAUGGCUGCCGGGAAUCCCUCAUAGAUGGCAUCAAACGGGCCACAGAUGUGAUGAUUGCAGGCAAGGUUGCAGUUGUCGCAGGCUAUGGCGAUGUGGGCAAGGGUUGUGCCCAGGCCCUACGGGGUUUUGGAGCCCGUGUCAUCAUCACUGAGAUCGACCCCAUCAAUGCACUGCAGGCUGCCAUGGAGGGCUAUGAGGUAACUACCAUGGACGAGGCCUGUCAGGAGGGCAACAUCUUUGUCACCACCACGGGCUGUGUGGACAUUAUCCUUGGUCGGCACUUCGAACAGAUGAAGGAUGAUGCUAUCGUGUGUAACAUUGGACACUUUGAUGUGGAGAUUGAUGUGAAGUGGCUUAAUGAGAAUGCUGUGGAGAAGGUGAACAUCAAACCCCAGGUAGACCGCUAUCGACUGAAGAACGGGCACCGCAUCAUCCUGCUGGCUGAAGGGCGGCUAGUCAACCUCGGUUGUGCCAUGGGUCACCCCAGCUUUGUGAUGAGCAACUCCUUCACCAACCAGGUGUUGGCACAGAUUGAGCUGUGGACCCAUGCAGAGAAGUACCCUGUUGGGGUUCACUUUCUGCCCAAGAAGCUGGAUGAAGCAGUGGCUGCGGCACACCUGGGCAAACUGAAUGUGAAGCUGACCAAGCUGACUGACAAGCAGGCCAAGUACCUGGGCCUACCCUCUGACGGCCCAUUCAAGGCUGACCACUACCGCUACUGAGAGAGACAACCAUCCUUCACCUCCAGCGGCCGUCUUUGUCCAGGCCACACUUCUUCCCAGGAGCAAAUGGCACCAACUCUACAAUUGCUUUCCAGUGUCCUCCAUAUGGGGCCCCCUGGGGCUGGUCAGCCUUCAUACUGUUCCAAGUGUGGCUGGAGGAAUUGAGGGGUCCCAGUAAGAUAGAGGUAUGAAACAGAUCUCUGGGGAACCAUGAGCUCGGGAAUCUUUGAAGUGCUCAGUCAGUCCUGCCCUAGGCUGGAAGAUGGUAGUGGUGGUCACAAAGGCCAUGCACACUGCCAUCCAGGCCUUUCUCUGGCCUAUGGACUUAGACCUGUGUGCUUGGUUUACAGGUUUACUUAUUUCUCAGCCCAUGAUAGAUGAGAAGAAGCUCUAUCAGAGAGCAAAGAAAAACUCUGGGAGUUUAAAUGUUCCUGAAAGUGUGAAUUAUUUAGUGCUGGGGCUUCUUGUAAAUCUCAGAAUAUUGAAGUUGAUCCUUUUAGUAUCUGUUUCACGGGGAUUAGAAUAGACUAUUCAGGAAUAAUCAAGAAGGGACAGAGCGGUGAUAGCCAGAGGUUGACAGGGGCCACAGUAACAUAAAAAGCAGGCAUAGAUUUGCCAUCACAUUGUAAAAAAUAGUUCCUGCCAUAACCCUGGGUCAAAAAAAUUAAUUUGGUUUAUAAUGUUUAUAUAAUCUUUAGAGUGUUAUAGCAGAAAGGUGGGUUAAUAAAAUUUUUGGUGCCUAAAAGAA